CGUUCCGAUAUUUCGCAAUGCGAGCUUUGGCAAGUUUAUGGUGGCUGCUAGCCCUGGCGAGGAUUUUACCACGGAUUGAGGCCUGUAAUCGGGUUCCACUCGGAGCCACAGCUGCCAAGUCACCGGUGGAUGACAACUAUGUGCUGUCCGUGGCUGGAAAUGCCCAGACUUAUAUUCCCGGUCAAAAAUACAAUGUAAGCCUCAGCGCCUUUUCGGGUCAAACCUUUGUGAGUUUUAUGCUGGCCCUCGAUUUGGAGACAGGCGACAAUGAAGGUAAUCCCAAUGCCUUGGGAACCUGGGAGAUUAGUGAUCUGGCCGAGACCCGCUACAGUCCCCGUUGCGCCAAUUUGGUGGAGAACACAAACACGAAUGUCAAGACCCGCGUGGAUGUUGUCUGGGUUGCACCGUCCAGUCCAGGACAAGGUUGUAUUCUGCUGCGCGCAACGGUGAUGCAGCAUCGAGAUGUAUGGUUCAUGGACGAUGGCUUCCUUACCAAGCGUAUGUGCGAAGAGGAGGCGGAUGAUAUCGACACACAGCCCAGCAUUGUGGAUCCCUGUUGUGCCUGCGAUGAGGCCAAAUAUGAGCUUACCUUCGAGGGCAAAUGGUCACGGCACACACAUCCUAAGGACUUCCCUGCGAAUAGCUGGCGCACCAGGUUCAGUGACAUCAUUGGCGCCUCCCAUACCAUCGAUUACAGAUUCUGGCAGUACGGAGAGCUGGCCAGCGAGGGUCUGAGAGAGGUGGCGGAGCACGGUUCCACACGUACGCUAGAGAGCGAGCUUAAAGAUCAGAGCGAGCACAUUCGAACAAUCAUCAAGGCCAGGGGCAUUGCCUAUCCGAAUGUCACGGGCAAAACGUUUGCCGUCUUCCGUGUGGACUCCAAUCAUCACUUGAUAUCCCUGGUCUCCAUGGUGGAUCCCUCGCCAGAUUGGAUAGUGGGUGUAUCAGGACUGGAGUUGUGCCUGCCCAAUUGCUCGUGGGUGGAGAACAAGGUGCACAAUCUGUAUCCCUGGGAUGCGGGCACGGACAGUGGUCCUUCUUAUAUGUCAGCGGAUCAGCCGCAAGUGCCGCCAGAUGUGGUGCGUCGCAUCAAGUCCAAUUUCCCGAAUGAUCCUCGCUCUCCUUUCUAUGAUCCCACUGGAGCCGACAUGAAGCCACUGGCUACCUUGCAUAUCAAUCGGCGAAGACUUUACGAGAAGAACUGCGAGUCCACUGACUCGGAGCAAUUGCCGGCGGAGUGUGCCACUCACUCCUGGUCCAGAUGGGAUGAGUGUACCACCAAGUGCGGGCCCGGCAAGCAGUACAGAAUCCGCGAGUUCAAGAAUCCCGCGCUGGCAUCGCGUCAUCGGUGCAACAAUGCACUCCGCGAGGAGAAGAACUGUGUGGGACGCCAGUGCGCCAGCUUCAACGAGGAGGCAGCCGAGGCAGCUGAGCAGGAGGCAGGAGGUGCUCCACCAGCCGGCCACGAUGAUCCCCAGUGCGGACUAUCCGAGUGGACAGAGUGGUCCUCCUGCACUGUGACCUGCGGCACCGGCGAAAUGACUCGAUCACGUCAUUAUCUCAACAAGAAGGCCAAGAAGAAGUGCCAGAAGGCGAGCAGGGCGCGCCUGCACGAAACCAAGAUCUGCGAGUCCAUGAAUUGUGGCGGCGACAUCGAGAACGGAGGCAGUGAUGGAGGAGAGCCAGGGGAGGAACAGUAUGGCAACGGUGAUGGGGGAUCCGCCGAGAAGCGAUCGAUCUUUCGGAACUUUGAGAGCUACAGCCAGCAUCGAGAGGACUUCAUACCUCCCGUAUGCGGAGUCACGCCCUGGUCGGACUUCUCACCGUGCCUGGGACCCUGUGGUGGCCCUGGCCGGCGCCAGCGCAUCCGUAAGGUGUGGAAUAACAAUCAGGUGUACGGUGUGAGUGACCCGAACGACGACGGACAGGAUCCUUGCCGGCACAUCAAGCUGCACGAGGAGGUGAAUUGCACGAAUCCCAGCUGUGAUACCAUAGUGCCCAGCUUCUGCUACGAUGAGUUGGUGGACAGUCCCUGCCGGGACAGCGAUGUGACCAACUACUGGUACUACGACCACGUAAGUGACCAGUGUGCCAUCUACUGGUCGGAUCGCUGCGAUGUCAACCGGAACAAGUUUAAGUCGAAGGAGGAGUGCGAGGACACGUGCCGGCUACCGCGUCACAAGCAGGAACUCCAACACGAUGGACUGCCACCCGUGGAUUGCAUGGUGUCCGAGUGGGUGGCCUACAGUUGCAAUGCCACCUGCGGCGAUGGCUACCAGUUGCGCACGCGUCGAGUGCUCCGAACGCCCAAGUACGGCGGCAAGCCCUGUCCAAAGCAUCUGGUCCGUCUAGAUCGCUGUUACCAGCGUUGCGAGGACAUGUACUCCAUCAGUAGCCGUGGCUUCGGCGAGCGCAGGCAUGUAGUGAAGGCGCCUCCGCAGCCAGAACCCCGAGAUGAGUGUCGCUACUCGGAGUGGUCCGCCUGGACGCCUUGCACUGCUAGCUGCGGCGACAAUGCGGUUCGCCAGCGCACUCGCACCCUGCUUAACACUGAUCUGAGCUACAAAUGCAAGGACCGCGUCCGCAUGGAGAAGUGCGUAAUGAUGCCCUGCCUGCUCAGCAGCAACGACGAGCCGGAGAGGUGGUAGUUCGAAGGAAUCUUCAGCUGUAACAAGUAUUAAUUGUACAUCACAUAUGUAAUCACAAUCGUACGAAUAAUCAAAUAUAUGAAAGUCUACGGA
Molecule: messenger RNA, 2741 nt
Organism: Drosophila serrata
Lineage: Eukaryota; Metazoa; Arthropoda; Insecta; Diptera; Drosophilidae
Product: spondin-1
Biological process (GO): cell adhesion
Cellular component (GO): extracellular matrix
Molecular function (GO): serine-type endopeptidase inhibitor activity
Source: RefSeq, a predicted model, not a curated record